AUGCCCGUUUAUGAAGUCUUUUAUUGUGAGCUGUGCAAGGCCGACGUCCCUCUGGACGGGACCACCGAAAAGAAACAUCGCCGCAUAUUCCAUCAAGCUCAGGUCUCAGCCAAGUUCCCGGACGACGUGCAGGCCUUGCUUUUCAAUCGCAACGAAGCGGGCGUUUUCUCGUGCACUCGCUGUGCAUUCAUCCAUCCCAACGCUCAAACCUUCGGGGACCACGUGCGUCGUCCUGGAAGAUGCCCGGCCCGUCUCAGCGACAACGGGGCAAUCGCUGACACAGAUGCCCUGCGUUCUGCGCACUUCAGCAUGACUGAGCAUGCAGUCGAAGUGUCUGCCACCCCUCCGUCUCCAUUCACACCUGGUCAAACGGUCGGGGACACGCGGUCUCCCUCGACGACAUCAACCUCUACAAACGAAGCUGUGUCAACCGAUCCGCCAGAGGGUUUGUCUAUCCCUCCAUGCACUCCGCCGCCAGGCGAGCCACCCAUUCCGCACAGUCAGCCACCCUUGAAAACAUCGCUUGGCGUGGUGCUCGGCGCGGACACGAUCACCGAAGAUGCUGAGCACGAUCUUGCUCGCUUCAAUCUCGUAAUCAAUACUGCGUUCAGGCUAGUCAUAUGCCUGUCAUGCGGCAAAGCCGUGUCUCCGCAUCGCUUGGGCAGACACCUCGUGGAGCACUGGACGGGAAUAAAUGUCCCUAAAAACCUGGGCGCGGAGCUACAGCUCAAAUACGACCUCAUCGAGCCGGCCGAUUGGAUCCAUCCCACCUCACUCACAAGUCCUAUCUAUGGGCUCUCUGUUUCGCCGCAGGAACUGCACUUUUGUGGACACUGCUAUCACGGCUUUGCGACGGAAGCGCUCAGGGUCAAUCACCAGUACCGCCCCCAGUGUGGUCUAGCCCCUGGCGCUGCGAAAACCUCAUUCCGGGCGCUGGGGCAGUCCGUUGGCUUUAACGCCCGUGGUUUCUUCCCUGUUGACUCAUCACUGCUUGUUCCACGUGUCACACCUGAACCCUCGCGGAUCUUUACGGCGCUUCCGCGACCCGACUACGCCCAACUGCCCAUCUCCAAGCCACACAAUGCCAACGACUUGGACCUGCUAUUCAAGAACGAAGAAUUUUACUCCCUCGUUGAGCACCUCACGCCGGCACAAUUGAACGAGACCAUAUCCAUUCCCACGAAGACACCCGCGCAGCGCUUACUCCGACAACGAAUGGACAGCGCAUGUAAGGCAUACUGUGUGCGCAUUCAUCACACAGUAAAACAGUCGUCUUCUGCCCUGCUCAAGUUGAUGGCGCAGCUCACUGCAGAUUCGUCCCGCGAAGAAUUGCGGCCGCUGGAGCUCAAGAGUGUUGAUGAGUACGCCCUGGCCCUUUCGCGCCUGCUGACGACUAUGUUGCGGUGUGCCAACAACGAUCCCCUCCCUCUGGAAUUCCCACUCAGCGCAAAUCAACGAGUAGCGCUGGCGGCGUUGGGCAACGUCCUCACUCAAGACGCGCCCCCUGCCGAAUCCGCGUCUGAUGGUGCUGUCCAUCAGGCUGCAUUUGUGAUGUUUGCUCACCACAAGGCUCACGGCGGCCUUGAUCACUGGGUACUCCCUGUCAACCGCUACCUCGUCGCGUCGUGUAUGGGCAAGACUACCUGGCUCAGGGCCAACGACAUCACCCGGACCUGUGCCAAGUUACAGUGGAUCAAUCGGGGCGUAAUGUUGCGUGAGAUGCACAUCCAGAUGCCGGCGCAGAAAUUGAGCUCGGAGGAGGCGUAUGGACUCGUUCGUCGCUAUGUUACGGCCAACUCGGACACGCCAUGCGCUUUCAUCUACGACAUACACCACACUGUCAAGAAGAUUCGUGAUGAAUACAACGACGCAGACGUCCAAAUGGAAAACGAGGCAAACACUCAGCUCAUCUUCAAUGGCAAUCGCAUCCACCUGCACCAAUUCCGCCACCUGCUUCAGAAGCUAGACGCGCAGUACCGCCGGAUUCUCGAGGAAGAUGUCUUCUUUAGGAAGGGCAUCCCAACCUCUUGCUUCCCUCCCUUCGAGAUCGAGACGCUCACAGACCGGCCGCAAAACUUUGCCCCGGGCUUUUGUUUCCUCGACAUUCCGACAAACGGCUUCGAGGCGUGGGGGGAGCUGUACCCGCAAUGGCUCAUGUCUCACGACGACCUGGCCGAUCGCUUCACGUACGUCGUGGGAGAAUGCUUGCACUGGAAGCUGGGUCCCUGCCACAAGCUACUAGGCACACUCGAGCGUCUUCGCAUGAUCUUGGCUGUCCGGACCCUUGUGUCCUGUGGCCCAUCUGUCCGUGCGACCGAAUUUGCCAGUCAGUCGCUGCGUAACGUCGCUGGCGGUACCAUCCGGAACGUGAUCUUGCUCUACCAUGCGCUUUGCCUGAUAGCCGUGCUAGAGAAGAAUAGCAUGCAAUUCUCCCGCAAGCACUGUAUUCCGCACUGCCCGGUCAAAUCCGUCGCCAAAGACCUGAUCUGGAAUCUCACCAUCUUUCGCCCUCUCGAGCGCCGAUUGAUCUCGACCUUCAAAGGCCAUGCGGACGCUGAACGCUACUACACGUCCCUCUGGCCUGGCGUGCAGCGCGACUUCACCGGCGAGGAGAUUAGUAGCAGCCUUGGGGAUUGGACUGAAACUGGGCUGGGAUGCCGACUGCAGAUACUGGACUACAGGAAGGUGGUCAGCGCGUUUUGCCGCCAUAUAAUCGACCCAUUCCUUUCCAAAUCUAUUGGCGACUCUUUCUUCGAUGAGCUGCAGAACCAUUCCACGCAAAUGGGAUAUAUGCGGUACGGUGUCGACACAUCCACCUUGGCUGCGUCCGACCCACGGAAGAUCGUGGGUUGUAUCAAAGCAUGUCGUGCAUGGGGAGCUGCCACUGGGCUAGACGGUGGUGAUCCCAUCCAUCUGGCGCUGCCCUCGAACCUUGACACACAACGGGUCUUACUCCCGAACGUUGCCGGCGCAGGCACGGGCGAAUGCACCUCGAGUCUGACUGUAGCCGCCAUUAAACAGGCUGUCCUUGAAAGCCUCCACUCAACGCCACUCAUCUCGAAGGCGGAGCUAGAAGAGCCGCUCACGGAUAUCAUCUCAUCCCUCGCCGCGCUUUGGUUUCCUAAACCGCCAACUGCGCCUAUUGCAAACUCGCUUAGUCCCAUCUCAUCGGUGAUCCCCCAUCCGUCCCUUCUCACCGCAUUACGCGACUUUCGGCGGGAUCAGCAUGCCACGUGGACUUGCGCAGCGCAGGCUGAGCUACUCGAGUGCAUGCGUAUGAAAAAGCGCCACAUCCUGGCUAUAUUGUCGUGCAAUUCGGGCAAGACGACCACCAUACUAUUGCAAUCCAAAAUCUUCGACGUCGGCUGCUCCACCGUCUUCAUACUGCCUGUCAGCGGUCUGCAUCAAGACUUGCAUAGACGCGCUGAUGAAGUGGGUCUUACAGUUGGCAAAUGGAAUCCAUCCCACGCAAGUUUCAAUGGAGAUUUCGACGUUCUGUACGUGGCUGUCGAGCAGAUUACAGAUGAGUUGAUGAAGUUAGAGUCUUCGUUUGUCUCACACAACUAUUCUAAUGGUCUUCACAGCUUCUUACGCGGUCUCAUUGCCAUGCGCAAGCUCGCCAGCUUCGUCAUCGAUGAGGCGCACAUGGCGCUAACUGACGCGGGGUACCGAGAGCCCAUCCGACGGGUGAUUCGCUUUGCUCGAGAACUAAAGGUCCAAAUCACACUGCUCAGCGGUUCUAUUGGCCCCCAACAUGUAUCCCCGAUCCUCGACGCGUUUGGCCUUAGUGACGUUCAUGUCAUACGCAUGCCGUCUUGGAGACCCAAUCUGGAAUACAUCGUUUCUCUCCACCCGCCGUGCAUCAACGCAGCCGGACAUCGCGUCGACUCAUUUGUCCAGGCAGCACUCAAGUACAUCCAAUGGCGUUUACGACUGGUGGGCGGCUAUUCGUACAGGAUCAUCGUUUACUGCCGGAGCACCCACACCGCUCGGCAGUGCGCAGAGAAGCUUGGUGUACAGCCAUACUACGCUGCCAUUGACGCGGAAACUCGCCACUCCAUACUCAAGGACUGGCUCGAAGGCCGCACUCAGGUCAUUGUCUCCACCUCCAUCCUGGGUGCAGGCAUCGAUACCAUUGUCCGCGAGGUUGUCCAGCUCGAUAUCCCGCACACGAUGAUCGACGCCCAUCAACAGGCAAACCGUGCUGGGAGAGAUAAACAACCGGCGCGUGUGAUCGUCUUUGCAUCUUCAGAACGACAAGCCCCCGAUUCCGACGAACGCCAGAUUCUACUGGGUUCACAAUACCUCCUUCCGUGGCUCUAUCUACCACUCUGCCGCCGCCUGCUGCCUGCCGUAUUCCUUGAUGGCGUCGGCGUUACAUGUGGAGCAAUCCCAGGAGCACAAUUCUGCGACGUUUGCAGUACACAGUCGAUUGAACUUGCACCGCGCCAAACUCAGAUUAUGCCUGCCGCUUUGACGACCGAAGACAUCGCCAAUCUCUUUCCUAUCCAAGUCUCUUCUGCUACGCGUCAGUCUGCCCUGGCACGCUGCGACGAGGUACAUAAGCUACUGUAUCGUGACCUCGAGGGCGAGUCUGGCGUUCUGCGCCCGGUUGCGCGCCUUCCGACUAGACUAGGUCAUGCGGCUAACUCCAGAUCACCGUCGGAGGGACUGAACCCGACUCUCAACGUACCAGCGCGACACAUCCCUCCUGAAGCACAGCGUAAUUCGUUGGCGAGCCUCUCGACGCCUCAUCACCUUGUAGGCCAGACACCCGCCGGACUCACUCGCCUGGCAGGACCUCAGGGACCUCGUCUUCCGAAAGGCGCCGCGUUUGCUAUCCUGGUCCAGCAGAAGGUGCUUGAGCGAAGGGUGAAAGAACUGACAGCUUCUCUUCGAGACAUUGACACUGCGCUAUCGCGACUACGCACAAAUGUGGCCUGCGUGGCAUGCUUUGUGCGUCAACUGGCUGAAUGGAAUAUGCAUUCGCUCGACAACUGCGAGCUGCAGGUUGCGACAGCAGGGGACGAGAUGUUUCAACGAUGGAAGCGGGAGGGUUUCCGACUGACGCAAGGGUGGUCUGACGAACUAGUCCAGGGUAAGCUUGGCGAUUUCCAAACUCACGAAUGGGUCGAGACAGCGGAUGUCCCUUGUGUCAACGUCGGAAUUAUACCGGCCGCCUUAUUCACCUUCUUCUCGAGCGCACCUGGCGUGCCCUCGUUAUCCGUCUGCCCUCUCAUUCCUUUGCAUGUACGCGCAUCCAACAACCUCACUGCGAUCUCCAGCUGGGCCCUCGAAGACAUACCGGACACCCCCGAAAUCAAAUUCAAAAACUAUCUUGUGGUAUUUCAAUGGCUCAUUAAUUACUGUGCGUCACCAGAUCACUCUCUUCUUUCCCCUCCAUGUAAAAAGCCGCGUGCCACUCACCGUACCCACCACCUCCUGUUCUUCCUUCCCCCGACCUUUCUCUCAUCCACGAUGCAGACUGCCCGCGGCAACGACAACACGGAGGGCCUGGAACCGUUAGGGCAGGAUACCCGUGGUCUCGUCCAUGAUCUUGCUCUGUUCACUCCGAGCCCGCCGGUGCACUCCAUGUCUCUGGUCUCCAGUCCGUCUGCCCACCCGCCAGUGUUGACGCCCACGUAUGCCCAUGGCCGUGUCAUGGCCCCCGACCAACAACACGGCAUCCCUGGCACGCACAUCCACCACCUGCCUGUCCCCGGCGAUGCGGGAGCUGCUGCAGCAGGCCUUUGUGGUGUCCUGCCUGUGUACGUCUUGACGGCACACGGGCUGGUUCCCUUUUCGUCGUUUGGCGGGAACUUCGUGUUCUUGCCCCACCACCCCGCUAUUUCUCCUGCGUUGGCGGCGGCCACCGGUGCCCAUCCGCUGGACACUAACGCUCCUCUCACGCCCACCCUUCGCCCAGUGAGCAAUUCUGUGCCCCGCCGUCCCAUGUCGCCAAUUUUGCCUGCCUCACCAAUCUCCCCUGCCUCGUCGUCCUCCUCUGGCUCGUCAUUUUCCCCCGUAUCGUCUGUCCCUGUCACCUUUGCUCCACCUCCCACCGCCGCCAGUCAGGCGCAUAACGCCAACACAGACCCUUUCGGCGGCUCUCUCAUCGCCCCUUUGAACACACCCUUGGUCUCUCGGACUACGCACCCGCGUGCCAUCCCAGCCACCAUCUUUGCCGGAAUGCCUCCCCCUCCCGCCGACACCGCCAGUCUUCGCACUCAACUGCUCUACAAGAUGGAGCGUGUGAACUCCAUCCUGGAGUUCUUCCAGAUCGAGUCCGGACAUUGUGUCAGUUGUUUCAUCACAGGCAACAACGCGUGGGACCAACACGACUUCGACAACUGUCCCGGCGACUUGUGCAGCGUAUCGGACCGGGACUAUCGCGAUUGGAAGCAUGCAGGUUACCCGCUGCCGCAGAAAGGGUGGUGUUUCUUCUGUCUGCGUCCUGCGGGAGCACAGGGUGGGUACGACAUGCAUCGACGCAGCAAGGCCUGUAUUGGCUGUCCCUAUCCCGGCCACAUCAAGGCCCUCCUCUACAUUGUUGCCUCAGCAUCUAUAGGCAUCCCCGAUAUCGCCCGCUGCCCGUUCCUUCCCGCCUCGCUUUCUGCUGUCCCUGCGUCUCAUCGUUUCCAAUCGUUCAUCGAUUGGGCUCUAGAGUUGGUGCCCGGGAACCACCGCCUCGGCCUCAAGAACCACCUCCUGAUAUUUGAGUGGGCCGUGACCCAGCGUGCGCUGGAGUGGGAUUUGUAG
This is a messenger RNA of Mycena citricolor, 6759 nucleotides long. Lineage: Eukaryota; Fungi; Basidiomycota; Agaricomycetes; Agaricales; Mycenaceae. The record is from the annotation of a GenBank genome assembly.